Dicentrarchus labrax (European seabass) is the source of this 931-nucleotide messenger RNA. RefSeq names its product butyrophilin subfamily 2 member A2-like. NCBI's taxonomy places the organism in Eukaryota, Metazoa, Chordata, Actinopteri, Moronidae. The transcript has 5 exons. The coding region runs from base 98 to 931 and encodes 277 amino acids. The record is from RefSeq and is a predicted model, not a curated record.
GAGGGUAAAGUCUGCAGUUUUAUUGGAGUUCAUGGAUCAGAUAAUAAUUCUGUGACAGGGAUACUGCUGGCUGCAUGAAACAGAUCUAAACUCCACCAUGAUUCACCUGAUCUCGACUCAGUACGGUGUCUUCAGUGCUGUGGCGGUUUUACUUCUACUAACAGACUCUUGUGGAGGUAGAGUCUUAGAAGGCCAGACUCAGCUGAUUGGUCCACUUCAGCCGGUAGUCACAACAGUUGGCGAUGACGUCAUAUUGCCGUGCCUCCUAGAACCUGGCAAGGAUGCUGUCACCAUGGCGUUUGAAUGGACGAGAAGUGACCUGAACCCCAGAUUUGUCCAUGUGAGGCAUUCUGGUCAGGACCUGUUGGGUAUGCUGCAUCCAUCCUACAAGGGAAGAACGUCACUCAGCAGCGAGAGACUGAAGUCCGGAGAUAUUUCAUUAAAACUCUCUGAAGUGAAACCAUCUGAUGAGGGAAAGUAUAGAUGCUACAUUCCAGGAUGGGAGAAAGAAUCCUUUGUUGAGCUUGUUGUUGGUGCUGUGUCCUCACAUUUCAUAGUGGGUAUUGACAAAGUCGGUAAAGGAGUGGUUCUACAGUGUGAGUCUAACAGCUGGUAUCCAGAACCUGAGGUGGUCUGGCUGGACGGUGAGGGAAACCUCCUCUCUGCUGGACCUACAGAGACAGUCAGAGGUCCUGAUGACCUCUAUACUGUCAGCAGCAGAGUGACUGUGGAGAAGAGACACAGCAACAACUUCACCUGUAGAGUCCAACAGAAGGACAUCAACCAGACCAGAGAGACACACAUCUAUGUUCAAGAUACAUUGUUCGACUCCAGUGCUGCUACUGUCACUGGUUUGGCUGUUACUUUGGCCAUCUCCCUUUCAGUUAAUCUUUUGGGGUUUUGUGUGUGGCGUUGUCGUCGCUGUAAAUGA